AUGGAUGGACGACCGCGUAAGCAAAGCAAUCGCGCAAAAGAAAUGCAAAAAAAAAAUCGUGUAGGCGAGGGUAAGCGAGAAAGUCACGUAAGAGAUGGAAUUAUGACCAAGUGGCCGCCACUUCAACAGUUCUACGUAACACUUCCCACCAUUAACAUGAAAUAUAAUUCGAAUUUUGAUUAUCAAGGUAAAAUUGUGGAAAAUUUAGAAAAACUGCACACUCUUCGUGUUUAUUCACAUUCGAAAAAAUCCACAAAUAAAGCAAAAGGAAAAACAUUUUACCAAAAUAAAUGGAAUGUAAUAAAAGAGCAUUUACAAUGGCAGCCAGUAAAGCAGACGCAACAACCAGCAAAGCAGCCCCAACAACCCUUGAAAGAAUUCUUGAAAAUUCAUGGAGAAAUUUCCGUUCAAGGCAAACCACCAAACAAGGAUGAGCUUUUGGAUAUUUUAACACGUACUCAACUGAUGGAACAUACGCUCAUGAAAUUAGCCAUGAUCUUGGUGAACUUUCGUCGCAUGCAGCUAUUUGUAAUAUUUGUUGGCAAUGCCUUGUCCAUAGUCUUUAAUGCCUAUAACUUGGCUGACUGUUUAUUGGAAAUGGCCUUUAUGGGAACUUCGAGCAGCUCGCUUAGUGUAGGCAUGUUAGUGCUCUUCUAUGGAUUUUAUGUUCUUACUUCAUUUUUGAAGACUGUGAUUGUGGUCGUUGUUCAUCACAGUGUUUAUGAACAGAUCAGAAAGGCUGGCAGCAUUGUGGACGAAUGGAAUAUUUAUAUUACGGAUGACGAUAUUAAGCAAAGGCUUUCACAGUUCUCUUCAUUCGUCUUCAACAACUUGAAAGAAUUCACUGUAUACGGCUUCUAUGAGCUGAAUGGAGCCCUAAUACGAUCUCUUAUAUCAGGCACCGCCACUUACAUCAUUAUCCUUAUACAAUACAAUGGUGAUGGAGACAGUUUAACAACUCACCCAAAUAAUAGCAGCCAUGUAUGAAAAAGUGCCCCACAAAAACUCCACUAGGAGUUUUCCCAAAAAAAGCAAAGAAAAACUGCAGCAACAGUAGACCGUUAAACACAUGGCUGCUGAUAUGAUGCCCGAGGAAAAAACCCAUAAAUCUUCAAAUCUGCUUAAAACUUCUGAGAAAAAACCGAUAAUAAAACAUAGAGACAGACGGACACCUUAACAUUAAAAAAAUAAAAAUUUAUAGACCAUAAU
Messenger RNA from Stomoxys calcitrans (stable fly), 1209 nucleotides. RefSeq lists its product as uncharacterized. The record is from RefSeq and is a predicted model, not a curated record. Gene Ontology annotation, biological process: sensory perception of taste. Gene Ontology annotation, cellular component: membrane. The coding region runs from base 1 to 987 and encodes 328 amino acids. The transcript is spliced from 6 exons. NCBI's taxonomy places the organism in Eukaryota, Metazoa, Arthropoda, Insecta, Diptera, Muscidae.